CACGUAACCACAUUUCCCAAGAAUGGUUGGAAAAACUUAACAGCAAAUUGAAUCGUAUUACUGAGCGAUGCAGCAAUAAACUAACUAGAGUACAAAAGUAUUGACAAAUUUUCUGUGAGGUGAACUGACAGCAUCGCCAUUGCCAAUUUGCCAUUAAUAUUGAAGCGUAGUCAUCAAAUCCAAAAAGCUCCAAGUCAGUCUUCGCGGCAGUUUUCAUACCCGCGGCGCAGUAGAUCUUCACCACUCCACAGCGCCAGAGGUUCCAAUCUUUAAAAAAAAAGACAAAUUCUUUAUCUCCAAGUGUCAAUUUAAAAGCCAAAUGUACGCCAAUUACCAGUCCAGAUCAAAAACCUCAACUCUAAAAUGCAGAUAAAGGUGACACAGAUCCUGCUUUACACUCUCACAAACCCUAGCGUUGGACAUGGCGAGGCAUUCUUCUGUGGCGAUGGCUCUGUUUCGAAAACGCUGGCUGACUGUAGUAGCGUUACUUGUGAUGGUUUCAGUUACCACUGCCAUUGCUUUUAUCGUCAGAGCUAGCCUUGAGUCCUCAUGUGAUUGCCGUUUACAUAUGACUAAUCAGAAGCGGUAUAACUCUUCUCCCCAAUCAGCUAAACCGAUUGGGGUAGCUGUCACUCAAAGCCCACUCAGUUUCAUGAAGUCUAGGCUUGUGCUUCUUGUCUCCCAUGAGCUUUCCCUUUCUGGUGGACCUCUGUUGUUGAUGGAGCUGGCAUUUUUGCUGAGAGGUGUUGGUGCUGAAGUCUGUUGGAUCACAAAUCAAAGGCCAUCUGAAACUAAUAACAUUGUCUACAGUUUGGAGCACAAAAUGUUACACCGAGGAGUUCAGGUUGUCUCUGCUAAGGGCCAGGAGGCAAUAGAUACUGCUUUGAAAGCUGACUUGGUUGUUUUAAACACUGCCGUUGCUGGGAAAUGGUUGGAUGCUGUUCUUAAGGAACAUGUUCCUCAUGUCCUUCCCAAAGUUUUGUGGUGGAUCCAUGAAAUGCGUGGUCAUUACUUCAGUCUAGAUUAUGUGAAGCACCUUCCAUAUGUUGCUGGUGCAAUGAUCGAUUCACAUGUAACAGCUGAAUACUGGAAGAAUAGGACACAGGAACGGCUAAGGAUCAAAAUGCCAAAAACCCAUGUUGUUCAUCUUGGCAACAGCAAUGAGCUAAUGGAAAUUGCUGAAGAUAGUGUGGCAAAAAGGAUUUUGAGGGAGCAUGUUCGUGAAUCUCUUGGAGUUCGAAACGAAGAUAUACUAUUUUCCCUCAUAAAUAGUGUUACUCGUGGGAAGGGUCAAGACUUAUUUUUACGGUCAUUUUAUGAGAGCUUGCAGAUUAUUCAAGAACGGAAGUUACAAUUGCCAUCAAUUCAUGCUGUUGUUGUAGGGAGUGACAUGACUAGUCAUAGCAAAUUCGAGACAGAGCUUAGGAACUUCGUUAUAUCAAAGAAGAUCCAGAAUUAUGUUCAUUUUGUCAAUAAGACACUGACAGUAGCCCCAUAUCUUGCUGCAGUUGAUGUUCUUGUUCAGAAUUCUCAGGCACGGGGUGAAUGCUUUGGUCGGAUUACUAUUGAGGCCAUGGCGUUUCAGCUGCCUGUGUUGGGAACUGCAGCUGGUGGCACCCAAGAAAUUGUAACAAAUGGAACAACUGGUCUUCUACAUCCUGUGGGGAAAGAAGGGAUAAUGCCUCUUGCAAAAAACAUCGUUAGAUUAGCCACUCACGUUGAGAGGAGGCUUACAAUGGGUAAAAAAGGGUAUGAGAAGGUGAAAGAGACUUUUCUGGAGCGUCACAUGGAAGAAAGGAUUGGAGGAGUUCUAAAGGACGUGUUGCAAAAAGCAAUGAAACACCAAAGGACAUGAUAUUUUAUAACUGUUGGCGACCAGCAUUCAGCCUCUGUUCUCAGUUGGAGCUACAUUUGUAGAUGUGCUAUGGAAAUUUAUAACCUGUGAGUAAGUGGUUAACCGGAGGAAAUGAAAUACCAUAGGGAAUCAGUUCAAUGUCCUCUUGCUUAUAUAUUUUCCGAGUGUAAAAAAGAAACGACUUUUUCAUCCUUGAUGUUGUCAAUGUGGUGUCUGAAGGACUAAUGCUGCUAAUCAUUCAUCAUAUUUUUGCAGUUUUUUCGUUUCGGUUUGUGAGCAGGUUAGUAGAUAGACUGGGAGGAUAUUGUAUAUGAGUUGAUGGACUAAUGCCUUUGCAUCAUUGUGUUCUAGACCUGUAUUUCUUGUGAGUAGAAAUUGGGGUUUCCUUUUUGGUUCGAGAUA
Molecule: messenger RNA, 2257 nt
Organism: Solanum dulcamara
Lineage: Eukaryota; Viridiplantae; Streptophyta; Magnoliopsida; Solanales; Solanaceae
Exons: 7
Coding region: 422-1855 (477 amino acids)
Molecular function (GO): glycosyltransferase activity
Source: RefSeq, a predicted model, not a curated record